Pseudogymnoascus destructans is the source of this 1546-nucleotide messenger RNA. RefSeq lists its product as uncharacterized. The record is from RefSeq and is a predicted model, not a curated record. The coding region runs from base 338 to 1546 and encodes 402 amino acids. The transcript has a single exon. NCBI's taxonomy places the organism in Eukaryota, Fungi, Ascomycota, Leotiomycetes, Thelebolales, Thelebolaceae.
CAGACAAAAUAAAUUUCAUUCCCAAUUAUGACCAUCGCAGUAUUGCGCCUCGUCCAAGGCGGGACAUUCUAUCCGCUGCGGGUGUUGCUAUAACAACCCUGCUUAUCUAUCUCCGUCCCUCAUUUCACAUCUAUAACCACUCUGCAACCUUGCCAAAGUAUUCUUACUGCAUAGCGCAACACGAUACUCCGUCUUUAUUCCGAUAUCUCAUACCCAGCGCGCGCCUCAGACUUGAAAAGACUUGAAGUACUGAACGAUCGCGCCCAAGCAAAGUGGUAUACGAAGGGCCCUGAAUCUCGCGAAGGCUGUGCCUCAGCCUCGGCACUCUGCACUUCAAAUGCAGCUACUCACGACCACACCCCAUACCAGAGCUCCGAUGCACCUCUCAAACUUCCUCCUCGCUCUCUCUCCCUCGCUUCUCCUCCUCUCAUCCUACGCUACCUCGGCACACGCACACAGCAAUGGCGCCGCCCUACCACCCCCCGCACACCUCCCCGAACCGCAGGUCAUACAAAGACGGCAGGAGAUAGCAGCGCGGAUAGGGGCGGGGACGAAGCCGGUCAGGGUGAAGAAGAUGACGGAGAAUGAGGGGGAGAUGUUUUUUAAUGAGUAUUGGGGGUUUGAGGCGCAGGAAGAAGACGAGGGGGGACAACAGGGCGGGGAUGUUUUACGGCGGGAGUACGAAUCUGAAGACGACGGAGCAUGGGGGAACGCAUCAGCGCUCUUCUCAUUUCGGCCUGCAUUUGCUAUACACGAGGCCGAGUCCCCCUCCCCCCGCAACCUACCAGAAGCGCAAUCCCGCCACCAGCGCUCCUCCCGCGCCCUCGCCGCCCUCCUCAAGCGCGCCUUCCAAUGCCCCACCGGCACCUCAGCCUGCACCUCCAUCUCACAACCCAACUACUGCUGCGCCAGCUCCGAAUCCUGCGUUUCCAUAACCGACACCGGUCUCGGCCCCGUCGGCUGCUGUCCCUCCGGCCAAUCCUGCGCGGGAGCAAUAACGCACUGUGCGUCUGGGCAAACGGCGUGUCCCCAGAGUUUGGGGGGGGCGUGCUGUGUAGCGGGCUUUGUGUGCUUUGAUGUUGGGUGUGUGAGUAGUGUGGUGGUGACGUCGAUUACGACUGUUACCCAGACGCCGCUGGUACCGAGUACGACGAGCAAGCCUGUUACGACGACGCCGUCGAGUACGCAGGUGGUGACGACGACGGAGGGGCCAGCGCCGCCGGUGAGGGGGACGGGUGAGAGUUCUACUGUCGCGCCGCCGACGACUUCUCUUACGUCGGAUGCGGAGGCGUGUCCAACGGGUUUCUAUGCCUGCUCGGCAUACUUCCCAGGCGCAGGGUGCUGUCGUGUAGGCCGCGAUUGUGCGCAGACUUUUUGUCCGACGACGAGGUCGGUGACGGUGAUUAGUGGGGGCGUGACGGUGGCGGUGCCGGAGGGGACGGUGGCGACGACUGCGUCGGGGGCGGGGAAGUGUGCGAGUGGGUGGCAGGGGUGUGACGGAGGGGGGUGUUGUCCGGGGGGUGGGAGUGCGGGGUUAGUUGUGUGA